Scutellospora calospora is the source of this 1365-nucleotide messenger RNA. The record is from the annotation of a GenBank genome assembly. NCBI's taxonomy places the organism in Eukaryota, Fungi, Glomeromycota, Glomeromycetes, Diversisporales, Gigasporaceae.
ACAUGGCGCAACUCCCUGCAGAUUGUUUAAACGAAAUCUUUGAAUAUUUGUCUCGUGAUGGCAAAUCAUUGAUUUCAUGUUUAUUAGUAAAUAGAUUAUGGUGUGAAAUAGCUGUUCCAAUAAUUUGGAGAAACCCAUGGAGAUUUGGCAAGUCUUUUGUGCAAUCUAUUCUAUUAUGUCAUAUAGCUUCUCUUCCUGAAGUUUCAAUGGACUUGUUGAAUGAAUGCAGAGUUAAAUUAAACAAAGAACGAUUAGUGGUUCCUCCACUUUUAUUCGAUUACGUUAGAUAUACUAGAAUAUUAACACCUUUCGAAAUAGAAAUGAUCGGUUCAGCAAUGGCUUGGACGAUUGAAAAUAAUGAAAUACAUGCUCAAUAUGUCAAAAUUUUAAUUGAACAAGAGCUUUAUAAAUCAUUUAUUAACAAAUGUCCAAAUAUUAAACAACUUAAUCUACCUGAAAUUCCUAUUUGGUAUUUUCCUGGUGCAAAUACUUGUUUUGAUAAACUUCAAAGACUUGAUUGUUAUUAUGACGUUCCUUCAAGAAGUUAUUUUGAACUUUCUCAAGUUUGUAGAAAUCUUAAAAGAUUAAUUAUUCGAAAAUUUGAUUCUCAAAAUUAUGGUUUAGCUUCUUUAAUUCAAAAUCAACAUGGUUUACAACAUAUUGAACUCACUUCUGAUGAUAUAGAUAUUCAACAUAUUGGUGAUGCUUUAUCAACUCAAGCUGAUUCUUUAUUACAUAUUUAUUUUCAUGGAAAAUUAUUUAAUGAUAGAAAAAUUUUUGAAUCUAUUAAUUUUCCUUAUCUUGAAGUUUUUGAUGUUGACGAUUUUUAUACACCAUUUUCUGUUUAUACAAAUUUAAUUUCAAAAUCUAAUAAUAUUAUUAGAAUUUAUUGGGGUACUUUAACACGUGCAACUCUUAAAGAAUUAAAAGAUUAUAUUCAAAUUAUUUCUCAUUAUACAAAUCUUACUUUUGUUACUUUAUGGUAUAAUGAUUUAAUUUUAGAUAAUCUUGAACAAAUGUUUUUAGCUUGUUCUAAAUUAGAAGGUAUUAGAUUUGUUACAGAUUCUGUUGUUUGGGCUGAAAAAUUAUUUAAUAUUAUACCUAAUAAGGCUCCAAGAUCUUUAAAAAUUUUAAAUUUAGGUGGUGGUGAAUAUUAUGAUAAUGAUUACGUUGAUUGGGAAUUUACUAAUGAAAUAUUAGAUAAUUUUCUUGAUACUUGGAAACGUAUGAAACGAAAACCUUUAUCUAUUAUUAUUAAUCCGGAAUCUGAAAUUUCAUUUAGUUGUAUUAAAAUUAUUGAUAAAUAUAUUGGUGAAGGUGUAUUAAAAACUUAUAAAUAUGUAGAUUUUUUUGAUGAGAUGGAAU